Molecule: messenger RNA, 1533 nt
Organism: Lodderomyces orthopsilosis Co 90-125
Lineage: Eukaryota; Fungi; Ascomycota; Pichiomycetes; Serinales; Debaryomycetaceae
Gene: GAL1
Product: galactokinase
Exons: 1
Coding region: 1-1533 (510 amino acids)
Biological process (GO): carbohydrate phosphorylation; galactose metabolic process
Cellular component (GO): cytosol; cytoplasm
Molecular function (GO): ATP binding; galactokinase activity
Source: RefSeq, a predicted model, not a curated record
AUGUCCGUUCCAAAGUUUAACGAUUUAUCAUUCUAUUCCAAUCCAAAAGCUCACAACUCCAGGUAUGCUGACUUAGUGGCUUCUUUCAUGGCUAACUUUCCCAAUGAUGAGAUUGAGUUUUUUGCUAGAUCCCCGGGUAGAGUCAAUUUGAUUGGUGACCACAUCGAUUACAACUACUUCCCGGUGUUACCUAUGGCUAUUGAGGUUGAUGUCGUAGCUGCUGUCUCAACGAAUGAAAAGGGAGUCAUUGCUAUUUCAAAUACUGAUGCUGCUAAAUUCCCCAAGGAGACAGUAGCCAUAGGAAAAGAUUCUGGUUUUGCUAUUGAUAAGGAACAUCAUACUUGGGCAAACUAUUUCAAAUGUGGUUUAAUAGUGGCAGCUAAGUUCUUGGAAGAGAGGUCAGGUGAGGGCAAACACAAAUUAAAAGGAAUGAAUAUUACUUUUAGUGGAACUGUGCCUACUGGUGGUGGGUUAUCUUCAUCUGCUGCAUUCUGUGUUGCUUCAACCUUGGCUGUAUUGUAUGCAAAUGGUAUUGAGAAUAUUAGUAAAGCCGACUUGACUAGAAUCACAGUCGUUUCUGAGCAUUAUCUUGGUCUCAACAAUGGUGGAAUGGAUCAAUGUGCAUCGGUUUAUGGUGAGCAAGGUAAAGCUUUGUUUAUUCAAUUUAAACCACAGUUGAAGGGGACGCCAUUCGAAUUUCCAGCCAAGAACUUGACAUUUGUUAUUACCAAUAGUUUACAAGUUUCGAACAAGUAUGAGACUGCUCCAAUUCAUUACAAUUUGCGAGUGGUGGAAAUGGCAAUUGCUGGUGAUUUAUUGGCUAAAAAAUUAGGUGUUGAAGGUAAGCCUGGUAUUGCUAAGGAUUCGAAUGUUGAUACAUACUCUCUUCGUGGAGUAAUGGAUGGGUAUUGUGGAGAAUGGGAUGGAGAAAAUUUAGAAAAGGGGAUUGCCAAUAUGUCAAAGAUGAUUGAUGUUGUUGAAAAAAUCUUAUCCGAAAAGAAAGGUUACACUGUGAAGCAAUGUUGUCAAGAGUUAGGCAUCACUCCUAAGGAUUUCCAUUCAAGAUACCUCAAAAAGAUCCCUGUUAAGUUUGAUGUGUUAAAGUUGUAUCAACGUUCGCUUCAUGUUUACCGUGAGAGUUUACGAGUAUUACAAACCCUUCAAUUGUUAUCAACACCAAUUGAUGACGACGCCAAGUUUUUCCAAACUUUUGGUUCCCUCAUGAAUGAAUCUCAACACGAUCUUGAUGUGUUGAAUGAAUCUUCCAAUGCUAAGCUUAAUGAAGUUUGCUCCAUUGCAUUGAAGAAUGGUGCAUACGGCUCAAGAGUCACUGGUGCUGGUUGGGGUGGGUCAAUUGUACAUUUGACUUCAACAGAGAAUUUGCAAAAGUUGACAAACAGUUUAAUUGACGCGUAUUACAAGCGUGAAUUUCCUGGAAUUAAGGAAGAGGAAAUUCAAGAGGCUGUAAUUGAUAGUAAACCGGCCACAGGAAGUUGCUUAGUGUCCGCUGAUAUCGUAAACAAGCUUGUAUGA